AUGUCUUCGUCCACAUCUUCUGUGGAAUCAGUUGAAGAUGAAAGUUGCUCAAAUGAGUGUUCAGCUUCAUUCACAUUUGACACAAACAACAACAGUCGAGGAGACAAUCAAGUGAAUGAGCUCGCUGAGGAAACUCACAUGAAAUUGAGCAUUACGCCAACGCGUGAAUCCUUCUCAUUGAGUCAGUUGGAACGCAUUGUAACAAUUGGAAAAGGAACCUUCGGACGAGUCGAAUUAGCGAGGGACAAAAUUACUGGAGCACAUUAUGCUUUGAAAGUUCUCAACAUUCGCCGUGUCGUCGACAUGCGUCAAACCCAACAUGUUCAUAAUGAGAAGAAAGUUCUUCUACAGUUGAAGCAUCCAUUCAUUGUAAAAAUGUACGCCAGCGAAAAAGAUAGCAAUAACUUGUAUAUGAUUAUGGAAUUCGUGCCAGGAGGUGAAAUGUUCUCGUAUCUCAGAGCAUCAAGAUCCUUCUCAAACUCGAUGGCCCGUUUCUAUGCCUCAGAGAUCGUUUGUGCUUUAGAGUACAUCCACUCUCUUGGAAUCGUCUAUCGAGACUUAAAACCAGAAAAUUUGAUGCUUAGCAAAGAAGGCCACAUCAAAAUGGCUGAUUUUGGAUUUGCUAAGGAACUCCGCGAUAGAACAUACACAAUUUGUGGAACUCCGGACUAUCUGGCACCUGAGUCACUAGCCAGAACAGGACACAACAAAGGUGUCGACUGGUGGGCACUCGGUAUCCUGAUUUAUGAGAUGAUGGUUGGCAAACCACCAUUCCGUGGAAAGACGACCGCUGAAAUCUACGACGCUAUUAUCGAGCACAAGCUCAAAUUCCCAAGAAGCUUCAAUCUUGCCGCAAAAGAUCUCGUUAAAAAAUUGUUGGAAGUUGAUAGAACUCAACGUAUUGGAUGUAUGAAGAAUGGUACUCAAGAUGUGAAAGAACACAAAUGGUUCGAGAAAGUCAACUGGGAUGACACCCUUCAUUUAAGAGUUGAGCCUCCAAUCGUUCCGACAUUGUAUCAUCCAGGAGACACGGGAAACUUCGAUGACUAUGAAGAAGACACUACCGGUGGACCACUAUGUAGUCAACGUGAUCGCGAUCUUUUUGCCGAAUGGUGA
This is a messenger RNA of Caenorhabditis remanei, 1116 nucleotides long. RefSeq lists its product as uncharacterized. NCBI's taxonomy places the organism in Eukaryota, Metazoa, Nematoda, Chromadorea, Rhabditida, Rhabditidae. Gene Ontology annotation, biological process: protein phosphorylation. The coding region runs from base 1 to 1116 and encodes 371 amino acids. Gene Ontology annotation, molecular function: ATP binding; protein serine/threonine kinase activity. The transcript has 9 exons. The record is from RefSeq and is a predicted model, not a curated record.